Girardinichthys multiradiatus is the source of this 6831-nucleotide messenger RNA. RefSeq lists its product as uncharacterized. The record is from RefSeq and is a predicted model, not a curated record. Bases 288 to 6656 code for a protein of 2122 amino acids. The transcript is spliced from 21 exons. NCBI's taxonomy places the organism in Eukaryota, Metazoa, Chordata, Actinopteri, Cyprinodontiformes, Goodeidae.
GCACAGAUUGUUUAUCAGAAGAAGAAGAAGAACCAUACCGCCACUGGAGUGAUGGUCGAACAAACUCGUAAAUUAAGAAUUUCGAGAUAUUUGAGAACAGAAUAAACAUUUUUUCCACCUCGGACGAUGAGAUUAGUGGAUUGACUGGCUGUUCACGGUGGAACCGCGGGGUUAACUGAUGAAUUCCUGCUUUAAGCUAGCACUGUUUUGUUUUUUAGCUUGAAGCUAAAGCAGCUGCUAACCUCCUCGGUGUUUCCUGCUCCUUCUUUCGCGACUUCACUACAAACAUGGGCCGCGGAGACGGACCCAUGAGGGGAAGACCUCCUGUUGGACCUCCAGGGGAGGAUGUACCUCCGUUCGACAUGGGCCCGUCGGGCUGGGGCCCUCCUCCACCUGGAGGCUGGGGCCCUCCUCCACCUGGAGGCUGGGGCCCUCCGCCCGAGGAAUGGGGGCCUCCACCUCCCAGUGGUUGGGGACCACCGCCCCCUGGAGGAUGGGGUCUAAGAGGUCCUCCACCUCCAGACUGGGGCAUAAGAGGACCCCCUCCCCCGGACUGGGAUCCCCUAGGUCCCCCUUAUCCGGACUGGGGCCCAAGAGGGCCCCCACCUCCUGAUUGGGAUCCAAGAGGGCCCCCACCUCCUGAUUGGGAUCCAAGAGGUCCCCCACCACCUGAUUGGGACCCCAGAGGACCCCCACCACCUGAUUGGGAGCCCAGAGGGCCCCCUCCACCAAGUUGGGGGCCGCGUCCUGAUGACUGGGUGCCUUCUACUGACUGGGAGCGACCCCCGAAUUGGAGAGUUCGACAUCAAGCCUGGGGUCUGGAGGGUCCUCCUGAGCCGUGGGGACCAGGGUCCGUCUCGCCUGUUCCACCUGGAACUGUUCCACCUGGACCUGUUCCUUUAGGAGCUGUCCCUCCUGGACCUGUCCCACCUGUCCUUCCACCAGGUCUACCCCCACCUGGUUGUAUUGGGGUCCCCCCUCCGGAUCUUGCAGCCAUCCCACCUGUUCCACCUCCAGGUUGCUUGCCUCCAUUUGGGUACCCGCCCUUUACAGCCCCUGUUUGGACCGGAGAGCCUGUUGUGGAGGAACCGAUGCCAAACCCGCCUCCCGAUCAACCUGAGUGGAUCAAAGCUCUUAUUUCUGCUCCUCCUGGUGACUCGGCUCCUGCUGAGACUAAAAAAGAUCCUGAAACACCAGUUUUCACCAAGGCCCCUGACCCCGCACCUGUCCCUGCUCUUUCUGCCACCCCAAAGCCUGAAGCCAAGAAGACGGCCAAAGCCCUGGGGCUGCUGGGAAAGCGCACGUUUGAUAAGCCUCCUCCUGGUAGAUCCACAGGGAUCAUCUCAUUUGUUGGGCCCACGUUCGGCUACAUUGAGAGGGAAGACCUGGAGAAGUUUCAGUUCAGCUUUGAUGUCUUCUUUGGAAACCCCAAAGCCCUGACUCCGGGAGUCCGUGUCCACUUCACAGCCUGCAAAGAGAAGAACCGGGCUGUAGCUACGGAUGUCAAAGUGGCUCCAGGUGGAACUGAGAAUGUGGACCCAGAGAUCUAUGAAGCUGUGGUCAGCCAGCCCAUCGAGGAGCCUCAGCCUGGAGAACGUCAGUACCCCGGCCAGGUGUAUGUGACCCUCGGCAUGGUGCGGACCAACCUGACAUUUGAAAGGAAGGACAGCACGGUGACGCUGCUAAAGGACGACCAGGUGCUUAUCAACGUGCUGAAUGACAUCAUCACGGAGAAACGCAGAGCCACCAACAUCAAACCCAAGAUCCCCGCCACCUUCAGCUCCACCAGAGAGACCAGGGAAAAGGGCAUCAUCAUUAGUCUGAAGGAAAAUGAAGGCGUUAUUAAGUCAGAAGAACAUGGUGAGCUUCUGUUUGAAACCAAAGAGAACUUGAGCGACGUGGAUUUCACCGAGGAGGACAUAAAUGAGGAUGUGGAGUUUACUCUCAUAACGCUGAGGGCGGGAAAGCGCGCCAUCAGGAUCAAGCGAGUGAAGGAGCCCCUUCUCCUGACACUCUGUGGCGCCUCUAGCUCUGCCUUUGAGGAAACUGAGAGCGUGAGCACCAAUGGGGAAAACGUCUCUAUUCGUCCUGACAGAAUGAGGUCCAGCUCCAAGGUAAACAUGGAACCACACAUGGUGCUGGACCCAGAGCUGUAUGAGGGCAUCGUCAGCCAGACUAUCAUCGAGCCCAAGGGUGAUAUUCCUGGAUAUCCUGGUCAGAUCCAUGCCAACAUAGGCCCCCUAAAGACCAAUGUUACCUUUAACCACCAGGACUGUACUGUGACUCUGCUGAAGAACGAUCACGUGCUCAUUAACCUUCUCAUCAACACCAAGAAUAAUAAGCGGCGGGCUGCUAAUAUCCGACCAAAAAUCCCCUUCACCUUCACCUACACCAAGGAGAUCAGAGAACUGGGUACCAUCGCCUUGCUUGGCGACAAGGAGGGAGUCAUAGGUUCAGCCAAUCAUGGUGAAAUUCCCUUUGACAUCUGUGAAAACUUUAGUGACACAGAAUUCAACUCUGACGAUGUCGGGAAAGACGUGGAGUUCACAUUGACCAUGGAUAAACCCGACAAGAGAGCCAUCAGGCUGAGAAGGAUGAAGAAGAAUAAGGUGGUGGAAGACAAAAUCCUGCAAGAGCAGAAAAAACGAGAGGAGGAGGAGAAGAGGAAAAGAGAGGAGGAAGAGAUGAAAAAGGAGGAUGAAUAUGAGAGAGAGGCAGAGAGGAAGAAGAAAGAGGAGGUGGCUGCAGUUCUGGCAGCUGCCAAAGAUAAGUGGACUCCAUUCGGCUUCAGGUACAGAGUCCCCAACUCCAUGUACGACAUCAGCAAAGAGCGGUUUGAAGGCACCGUUCUCAAAGCCAUUUCUAGAACUUCUCCAAAAGAGGGGAAACAGGAAGAGGAGGAGAAAGGAGACACUGGGAACUGGAAGGUAAAAGUUAAGCAGGAAAAAAUGGAUGAAGAUGAGCAGGCAGAAGAGGAGAUUACAAAUGAGACAAUGGAGGUUAAAAAGGAAGAGGAUGUGGAGGAAGAGAAGAGCAAGCCAGCUGAAGCUGCAAAGGAUGGACUGUUAGACCCUGAAAUGGGGCGACUGGUGAUGACAGUCAGUGGCAAACAGAAGCAGCUCUCCUUCGGGGCCGAUGACAUGCUGACGACAGCCACCAUGCUGGUCGGAGACAAGGUGCGCUUCAGCCUCGCCACCCACCGAGACACCAAAGAGGAGCGAGCAACAUUUGUAGAAAUUCUUCCUGACUCCUUUGAAGAGUCCACUGAACAACGUCAACAUGGCAUUGUGAUCGAGUUCUCAGAGGACUCAGGACUCAUCAAGUGUUCUAAGAACCCUCAGCUCUUCUUUCAAAUGUCUGAGGUGAUGGAGAAGAAGAAGCUUGAGCUGAAUGAGAAGGUCGAGUUCAGCAUCGUUCCGCACGAAACACCAGAAGGAAGGAACCAGGCUAUCAGGAUCAAACGUUUUACUGAAAAAGUUUUCCUCCCGGUUCGGAAACUAAGCGGUGUUGGUGCAACCAAAGGAAAGAUGACCAUUAAGUUGACAAAACCAUCUGAAGGCACUGAAAACCAGAAACCAGAGGCAGACAAACUAAAGGCUGUAGUUAAAAACCUAAGGAAGGAUUACAGCAUCACUCGGCACAAAUGCCACCGGAGCAGAAGUCGAAGCAGGAGUAAGGAUAAGAGUAAAAGCAGGAGUCCAUCAAGAGAUCAGUUUGGGCGUGUCGUGAAAAAGAGACGCAGCUUGAGCAUUGAACGUGAGCGAAGUAGCAGCAGGUACAGACGGAGCCGAGAGAGUUCACACAGGCACACCAGGAGCCGCUCCAAGAGUCGCAGCAGGAGUCACAGUCACAGCAGGAGCUGCAGUAGGAGCCCCAGAAGGGGCAGAGAGAGGAGCAAAGACAGGGUCUCCAAGAAGAGGAAUAGAUCCAGCACAGAGCAUGAGGAAGGUCACCGGAGAAGGCGGGAGCUGAGCCCUCCACCACGGCGAGGCGGAGUCGUAGAUGGUGAGCUGGCGAGAAAAAAACGGGAGCUGGAGGAGCUUAAUGAGAUGAUCGCUUAUAAAAAGUCUCUGGUGGAACUGGACCCCAGGGGACUAGAGCCUGGAGGAAGGACCUGCAUAGACUAUGACCACGGCAGGAUAACUAUGCCACGGUCCAUUCUAAAGAAGCGACCAGAAGAACUAGACUACAGCCGCCCUCCAUACAACAAUCCUUAUUAUGACCGACCAUAUGGUCCGUACCCGGGUCGGCGAUACGGUGAGCCCUAUGGCGACCCGUACGCUCAGCCGUACGCAGACCGACCGUAUGGUGACCGGCCUUACGAGGAUCGUCCUUAUGACAGCCGCCUCUAUGGAGAGCCUCCCUAUGGUGGAGCACCAUCAACCAGUCAUCGCUACACUGAUCGAUACGAUGUAUACAAUGAGCAUUAUGAAGAUCAUUUCUACGACCCAGCAUUUAGGGAACGACCUUAUGAUCCGUACCCACCAGACAUACGAAGUAGGUCUCCAGAACCACAUGACUCUUCACCACUUUCUCAGUCUAGCCAGAAUCCUAACACUUCUGCCAAACCCGUGACUCACACAGCUGCCACUUCUUCCACUCAGUCUACUUUCCGACCUCCUUCUCCCAUAGAUUCUCCUCCAAGAACCCCUUCUCCCAAACAAAGAUUUACAACACCACCGCAGUCCCCACCACCCGAGAAACCCCCUUUAGACCGCUUCCUCGACAUGCUUAACAAGAAGGUUGUUGCAGAGAAGAGCUCAGAACUAGCACAUGUGGUAGAUGAUCUCCUGCCCCAUGAGCGUGCACUUCAAGAUGGCAAGGGUUUCUCUCGGAUUGUAGGUCUGGCUCAGGAGCCCCACAGCAGCAGUCUAGCCCAUGAAGUAGAAAAUAAAAAGCCAAGCUUCAAAGAAUCUUCAGUUGAGAGAACAAAUAAUGAUCAAAAGGCAGAAUCCUACGAUAAGAUACAGAGUUUGUUGCGUUCAAUUGGCCUCAAGCUGAGUUCUGGAGAGGUUUCCAAACUGACCAGUCAAGCUCAGGAGAAAACCUUAGGCUCCAAGUCCUCGUUGGCUGAAAGAGGGACAUUUUCUUCUCCAAAAGAAGAGUUGCGGAGUAGCAGAACUGGUUCUGUGGAAAUGGAUCUUAUCCAUUCUCCUUCCCCUGUGAGAUCUUCCAGUCUUGAACCUCUCAGCAGACCAAAGCUGGCUGUAUCAGAGUGUGAUGAAUUCUUCAACCAACGGGAUUUGGAAGCGCUGAAGAAGGUGCAACAUCUGCAGUGUCGUACUAAGACAACGGGGAGCGCACCACCCACCAUCUCCUCUCCAAAACCUCCUCCUGGGCCUCCUCCUGCUCACUACCAACAUCCAACCCCCCCACUAAAUUGGCCUCUUGGUAUCAUCUCCCAGGUUUCUCCAGACCAAAGCUCUGUACCAAAUAGCUCUGGAAAUGCGGCUCCACCUGCAGCUGCCCAACACCACCAUAGACUGGGAGGUCCUCCAGGACCUCCCCCUGGACCUCCCCCUCGACGUCAGGUACAGCAUCCUCCAGGACCUCCUCCUGGACCUCCGCCACAGCGAUCUCCUGGAGUACCUCCUUUCACCCCAACCUCCGCUCCUACAGUGCUUCCUUUUAUUGGCCAUGUCAGUUCGACUCCAGCAGCCAGUGCAUCCAGUUCCUUACCACCCUUACCCACUCCCACAGUGACACCAGCAACCUCGAGCCCUGCGAGCUGCGACCAGUCAGCCAUGUCUGCAACGGUGGUGCGAUGCUUGAAUUUGAUAGAGACUGUGAAGUCUCUGAGCACUCAGCCACCUGCUAAACCUGGUAAAUCAGUCCAGUUCAGUUUACCCUCAAAGUCUCUGUCAUUCCCCUGCUCACUGCCCUCAUUAGAGACAGACGAUGACAUAAAGGCCAAGCAGAAAGAGAAGCUGGAUUUGUAUAAUCAGAGGCUUCUAGAGAAGAGAGAACAUCAGUACCAGGAGAUGCUCAUCCUCAAGAGACAAGGAGAGAAGAGCAAAGAUGGUCCACCAGCCUCCUCAGGUAAACCAAUCAGUAGCGAGCCCAAGAACGUUUGGAUCUGUGGUCAUUCACUUGUGUACUGGGCUGAGUCACGGGCCAAAUCUCCAGAGGUAGGUAUGCAGCUGGGCAUGGACCCCAGCAAGGUGACAGUCUGGUGGAAGGGUAUCCAGGGCAUGACAUGGUCUCAGCUGUUGCCCCAGCUCCACCAGCUGAAGGUCACCUGGCCAAACCCGGACAUUCUUGUCAUUCAUCUGGGGGGAAACGACCUGAGCACCGAGAGCCCCACUAACCUGCUGGCCUCUGUGAAGAAGGAUAUGACCUCCAUAAGGAGCAUAUUCCCACACUGCCUCCUUGUGUGGUCCAAUAUCCUCCCUCGGAGGGUGUGGCGUCACUCUCCGGACAGCCAUGAAGUUGAUCUGGUGCGCACAACGGUGAACCGUAGAAUCCACAACAUUGUCUCAGAGCUGGGUGGCACCUCAGUGAACCAUGAUAACAUUCGGUGUGGCACAAACACGGGCCUGUACCGGGCCAAUGGCAUCCACCUGUCUCCUAAGGGCAUUGAUGUUUUCAACUUGAACCUUCAGGACUUUCUGGAAAAGUGGGAGCUGGAGAACUCCAAGAACAGUCCAGAUGUGUAGGAGUCAUUUUUUCUUUCAGGGUUCUUUAGGUCCAGCAUUAGCUAGCUAGUUCAGACUGUAACUGAUUCUCUAUGAAGGCAGUUCUGUGCUUGUAGUUUGAAUGUAUAGAAACGUCUCAUUAAAUGCAAACUGAAAUAUUCUGCCACCAAUAAAGAUCAUUUUUAUAAAAAACGCA